UUUCUGCUUUAACUCUUUUUAUUAUUAUUUUGGGAAAUGUCUGAAACAGAAGAUUCCUCAUUACUACCUAAAACUACCGAAACUAGACUAGAAAUACAUUCUUACACCACUAUUAUACAGGACGUCGAGACAGGAACUAUCGUAAUAUCCAAAACAGAAAAGAAAGCUUGGCUUUGGACCAGUAACUCAUAUGCAUGGUCUUUAGCGACACUUGUCUUGCUAUUAUUGACAUUUAGUGCUCUGGAAUAUACCUUAUUAAAGUUAUCUCUACCGGCAAUGAAUCCUGAAGAUAAAGAUGGCAUUAAAUUCCCUAGAAACCUAGAAGAACUUCGUCGACUCAAUGCGAUACUAUCACUCUACAUAGACCACUUUUCAAUACCUGGUUCCAUGUGGCUAUCCAUUCUAGGCGGUACACUCUUUAGUUUCUGGCUGACACUUUUCACCGUUUCAUUGUGCUCUGCGAUUGGAGCAACGAUAGCCUAUAUAAUUUCGGCUAGUUUAGGUUCCGUGGCAGUCAUUAAGCUAAUUGGUGAACGUAUAGAAAAAUGGAAUCAACAGCUUGUACAACAUAAACAACACAUGUUUAACUACAUGAUUGUCUUGAGAAUAUCGCCUUUUCCUCCUAAUUGGAUAGUCAAUCUAGGUUCACCUCAAUUGGGCGUACCCAUUGGUGUAUUUUUUUGGGGCACUUUUUUAGGCGUGGCUCCACCUUCUUUUAUUCACGUGCAAGCAGGCGCUGCAUUAGACAGGCUGUCUUCAUCGGAUAAAUUAGAACUAUUAACUCUGACAAACGCUGCCUGUUUAUUUGCCGUAGCUAUUGUCGCUCUUAUUCCCGUCUUUCUCAAAAAAGAUUCAAUUCAUAAAUUUUCCUUUGUCUUCAUUGUAUCAUACUCAACUGUCAUCAUUCUACAAACUCAAUAAAUUAAAAAAAGAAACUGUUCGUGUCACCUUGCAUCGGAAUUUACUUUUAAUGCAGCUGAAGUUACACUUUCAGGCGAAC
Mucor mucedo is the source of this 1000-nucleotide messenger RNA. RefSeq names its product CRE-TAG-175 protein. The record is from RefSeq and is a predicted model, not a curated record. Lineage: Eukaryota; Fungi; Mucoromycota; Mucoromycetes; Mucorales; Mucoraceae. The transcript is spliced from 6 exons. Gene Ontology annotation, cellular component: endoplasmic reticulum membrane. The coding region runs from base 37 to 921 and encodes 294 amino acids.